GCCACCAAUAACAACAACAACAACACACAUGCCCACCAUCUUCGCCAGUCAACAAACCCACAACCAGCAGCAGCAACAGCAGCAUCAGCAGUCCCAUACGAUCAUCAACCAAAUGAGCAACUACAGCCAUCAGCAACAACAACAACAGAUCCACAUACAUAUACCCACGCAGGCGACGUACUUUGCUCCUGCUUACUUUGUGCCUGCCUAUCAAACAACGGGACCAGGACCAGUCGUCACAUAUCCAACUGCAGCCACACCAGCAGCAGCGGCAGCAUCAGGAGUUGUUUAUCCAACUUUAGCCACCCCAGCGGCCGGUCCAGCAGCAGCAUCAGGAGUUGCGUAUCCAGCUACAAGUGUAUAUGUUGUUGCCUCUCCACCAGAAACCACAUAUUUACAGGCUACAGGAGUAGCUCCUGCAGCAGCCGCCACACCAGCACCAGUACCAACACCAGCACCACAGGCACCCGCAGGAGCAAGACGAUCACCAACAUACACCGCAACAUCAAGAGAAUCGGGAGGCACAACAUAUUAUUAUUAUCAUCAGGUCCAUAAUGAUGGGUCUGCAACAACACGAACAGUGCCUGUGGCAGCAGCAACACCCACAACGUACAUGUAUGCAGCAACAUCAGCAGAAGGAGCAACAGCAGGAGGACCAACAGCAACAGCAGGAGUAGCCGGAACAGCCACACCAGAAGGAGUUGUAACCGGAGCUGAUACCGCAUAUGUAUAUUAUCAGCGUUCCGAUUCGAAUCACGUGAAUACCCUCAACUACUUGGAUCCUCAAACUGGUCGAUUGCAGGCCAUGGGCCUCGUGUAUGUCACAUACAGGGGUGACCGAGAUCGAACAGAAGGAGCAACGGAAACCACUACAACGCCAACGCCAGGAACAGCUCAAACACAACAGGAUAGAAUGGCAACGAGUCGGGGGUCAGGAACAACAACAACAACCACUGACACAACUGGUGCUGACGGAGGUAGAGGUGGAGGCAACAACUACCAGGAUGCUGCUGCUGCUGCUGGUGGUGUUGAUGAGAUGCUGCGUGGCACUGGCGGAGGUGGAGGCAGAGGUAGAGGCAGAGGCAGUGGCGGAUCAGCCGGAGGAGGAGGCAACAGGCACGCAGGCGGUGGCAGCUUCAACCACUACAACCGAAAUCGAAACCGCAAUUGAAUCUAAAUCAUACACCCCAGCGCCCCACUCCAGUAAUAAUCCGGAAAUAGCCACCAUACCCCCUCAAUACUCUACUCUCGCUUUGACUCUGUGCGUCUCUCUCUAGCUAGAUGUAUGAAUUCGAACACACCAUACACACACACCCACACACACACAAUUGUAUAUAUUCAAGACACACUGAUUGAUCGGUUGAAGAUCGGAUGGCGAAGGAGAAGGAGAGGCGCAAAAAGGCAUUGGCAUUGGCAGCAAAA
Drosophila guanche is the source of this 1422-nucleotide messenger RNA. RefSeq names its product mucin-5AC-like. The record is from RefSeq and is a predicted model, not a curated record. NCBI's taxonomy places the organism in Eukaryota, Metazoa, Arthropoda, Insecta, Diptera, Drosophilidae. The transcript has 2 exons. Bases 29 to 1171 code for a protein of 380 amino acids.